Penicillium cosmopolitanum is the source of this 5898-nucleotide messenger RNA. RefSeq names its product 1-phosphatidylinositol 4-kinase STT4 (gene stt4). Gene Ontology annotation, molecular function: 1-phosphatidylinositol 4-kinase activity. The record is from RefSeq and is a predicted model, not a curated record. Lineage: Eukaryota; Fungi; Ascomycota; Eurotiomycetes; Eurotiales; Aspergillaceae. The coding region runs from base 1 to 5898 and encodes 1965 amino acids. The transcript is spliced from 8 exons. Gene Ontology annotation, cellular component: cytoplasm; plasma membrane. Gene Ontology annotation, biological process: phosphatidylinositol-mediated signaling; phosphatidylinositol phosphate biosynthetic process.
AUGGAUGGUCUCUCCGUCGGAAUCAGGCGCUCCGCCUUUGAGAAACUGGCCGCUCUGGCCGUCAACCAACCCGCCCGAGGCAAUGAAUCGGACCUCAUUCGUCUGAACCAGCAAACCCGGCCUGCCCGUCAGGCCGAUGGUAUACUGAAUGGAGUCUUGAAAGACAAAUCCCCCACUUCGCGGGUCCCAAUGGGAAUUCGCGAACUCGACGUCCUUUUGGCUCUUUGCAAAGCUGCCAAUUCCGUGAAAGACCAAGAGAAUGCAACCAAGUUGGUCACUCAGCUGGCUCGCUACCUGCCCGAAGCUCCCAGCCAACUGUUUCGGUCGUCGCCAUUCCUACAAUUUGUCAAGCCAUCGCCAUGGGAAACACUCACCACCAACCUGACCUCAGCACUCCUGUCUCUUGGAACAAGGUUCCCAUCCUUGCGCCAAGCUGUUGUCACUUCAGCGACAGAGUUUCUGAACAAUUGCAGCGAGGCUAUCAACGCGGUGACUCCUUUCCAAUACUCGUCAAGCGAGGCAGGUGGUCGCGGAGUCGUUCAUGAGUCUAUUGCCAUUCUGUCAAUCGCAGUCUCCCUGGUUGGAUUCAUGGAGUCGUCAGUCAAGUAUACCUCUAUUUGGUCCUCUGGGGAAAAGAUUCGAAUCAUCGACCAUCUACGAGUCAUGCUCUCCGAACCAUUUAUGAUUGCGGUCGAGACAGCUUCAUCCACCAUUCGCAAUGCCGGUAUGGCCGAGAAUACGUUCAAGGACUGGAGAAAGUACACGCGUCGCUACGCAGUCCAAGGUCGGCCCCUAGGUGCCAUGCUCGUACAGCAGGGCUUUAUGCGCUUUGUGAAGUCAUCCGCUGCAUCCUUGAUCGAGUCCCAAAACUUGUCCGAUGACCAACUUCUGAACGAGUAUAUGGCAGGAAUGAGUAUCGCAAAGGGCUAUGACGAGGCUGACACUGCUCUGGUCGAGCGUAUCACCGAUAUCAUCAGCGAGGAGAUUAAUCUGCUUGCGGAUGGCUCUGACUAUUUACAAGUCGGUUCUCCCUCUCAGCAGCGGUUGGCCUUUUCCGUGAAGGGAGAUGCGCUAGUCGGAUUCCUGAAUUGCGUCGUUCUGGGAGAGGAUGCUACAAACAACGAUGUUCUUCUCUCAUGGCUUGAGGACACUCUGGCUGAUGCUCAGCAAAUGGCAUCUGACAGUCUGGCAAUCAUUUCUUUGAAAUGCACGGCUAUCCUCGCUAGAAUGUCCUCGAGUGGCGCCACGAUCGGGAGACGUUGCUUGUUGAAGUUUUUGACUCAAGGAGGAACUCCUACCGGCCCAAUUGUUGCCGUUGCUGCUAAAUGCCUUGCUCAAGUCCUCAGCAUUCUGUCUGAAGAUGCCGUGAUCACUACCCUGUACUCUCUGGGGAAUGCACUGAGCCCCAGUGCAAAUGGUGAUUUUUCUGCCCAGGAUCAGUUCCUCGGAGACCCCGUUGGCAAUACAAACAACCUUGGCGCAUACAGAAACGGCAGCCAAAUAUCUUUCUCUGCCUCUGGAGAGGAGGAUCUCCUCAUUUUCAGGAAUGUUAUUCACGCGAUUGUGGCCAUUGCUACUAGCUGCAAUGAUGACAAAAUCACUGCUCUGGCACAGUCCAUGUUGCUUCAGAAGGUCGGCAAACUCGGCGUCUCAGUAGAUGCGUACAUCAUUCAAGAAACUGCCGUCCUCGCUUUGAGCAGCGGGUCGGCCGAGUUCCAGCUGUUGCUGAAGUUCUAUAAUCGCAUUUAUCUUGAUGGGGUCCACAAGAGUUUGACUGUGAUUUCCGAAGCAGUCAAAUCUGCAAUGUCACACUUGGCGGUGAUCUUGGACCGACAGUCCCCUCUCCAUCGAAUGUAUCUGAUUCAUCUAUUGGAGAGCAUUGUCAACAAGGGUGAUGUGCCGGAUCUCGAGACAGAGCGCCAUAGGGAAGUCGUCUUUGCCGCUAGCGAUAUCACCCCUCUCUUGAAACCACUGGCACUUUUGAUCUCUGCUUCAAAGACACCAGAAAUGUCUCAGUCUCUGCUUGAAUAUGAUGAUAUUAUCAUGUCCUUGUUCCGGGAUGCCUGGUUUAAUAUUGCCGUCCACGGAAUAUCCCUCAACUCAGCUGUUGCGCAGCAGCAUAUGAAGGAGCUUCGUUUGCUUGCGAGUCACUCGCCGCCACUCAUUGCCGAAGAACGCAUGGAGUCUCUCGAGAGCGAUGUAGAACUUAAUACUGUUCUCAGACGAGGCUCCGGGCCGCAGCGAGUUUUGGACCAGAAGAGAACUCUAAUUGCAGAGCUUGCAGGUCGCGAAUCUGAUAUCAAACGGCUGGAUUACCCAAGAUCAGUGUUCCUUAAUGCUGUUCUUCUGAUUGAAAGUCUCCGCGCAUCGGCGGGUGACUGUACCAAGAUUCUCAAUUACUUCCGCGACCCAUCCCUUGCAACCCCAGAAAUGGUUGUCUGCAUGAGCGCUGUCGCCGACAAAACUGUCUCCUGCUAUCUAUCGCGAACUAUUUCUGGAGAAUACGAUGAAUUCUCGGCACCUUUCUUGUCUAAACAGCUGGCAGAUUUUCUGGUAGCUUGCUGCCACCGCAUUGAAAGAGUUCAAAGUAUCGCCACGCAAUGUGUUGAAAAGAUCAUCCGCGAAUGUCCUUCGGCUCUGUGCGAAAAGCAUUCUCUUUUUGCUCUCCUGGAGAUUCUGACUGUUAUGUGGUUAUCCUGUCUCCAGGGAGAGCUGGAUGAAUUUGAGUGGAAACCAUCUCUGGUUUCCCCGAUGGGUAUUGUCCGGGUUGACCUGCCCGAUAACUAUGCCUUUAGGAAGGUUACCCUGGAUCGAUUCCUCGGACAUGCUAAGGCAUGGGUCACGGCGGUGUUGAACAUUGCUCCUCUCGACAUCAAGGGGCUCCUUCAGACCUAUCUCUCUGAAUACGAUGAUGAUGGGGGCUAUGGUCACAUCUCUAUGGGCCGGUCUUUCGCAUUGGAAAUGGGCUCACUGAUUCCACAGAGCGACCCCCGACUAGGCUCCCUGGAUAGUCACGACAGCAGUGAUGUCAACCUGGCUUCCGAUUUCAUGGCACUUUACACCACUCGUCAAAAGUAUCGCCGCCCUGACAUGCGUUUGCUCCAUGGACCCAACAACGACAUAUUCGGAACUAGUGGCCAUCCACCUGAAGCUGAAAUGUCUCCCGAGGCCGCUGAUCGCUUGGAGGCUACUCUUUCCCAUAUCUAUGGACGCAGUGUUAAUGGCGAAGAUAUACCGCUUGUUGAGGUCCGGGACUUGCUUAGACAAGCCGCCGGCCUCAUUUGUAGCAGCAGCAAGCCUCGGCUGUCGGUUGUUCACUACCUUGUUGCUCUGCCCUUCCGAAUCUUCACCAAGGAGACGAUCAAGCUGGGAGUGUCUCUCUGGCUGGGAGUGAUUCAUGAAAAUCCUAGCAUUGAACCCCGAAUUCUCUCAGAGGUUGUUGAGGCCUGGGAAAGAAGCGUUCAGUGCCGACAGGGGCUGUUUGACCCGUCCUUUGAAUGCAUUGAUCCAAUGCAUGCGCAGAUCGAGCUUCUUCCAACUGACAAGGCCCUGAUGCUUAAACAGCAGCAGGACGCGCAGAAUGCUUUAUCACCCCACAUGCGUGUUCUCCAGUUCUUCGAGAGCCAUUUCAAUGCUGUGCGUCUCGGAAGCUUGCAGGAUCAACAACUGUUCUGUCGACUGGUUAGCAGCACGGUCGUGGCUCUCGCGAAUACCCAAAGCCAUCCCCUGGCAAGAGAAAUUCAUUUCCGUAUAAUCGUGUUCGGAUUGAAGGUCUUGCAGAACCUAAGCCCACGAAAUGGCCCAGCGACUUGGAAGCUUAAGGAUCAAAUCCUUUCAGCCGCCCUCAGUUGGUUCAAACAUACGCCGAGAUGGUCUUUUGGCGGCAACCGUCUGCAAAUUAAGGCGGAGGAUAAGGUUUUCGCUGAUACCUUGUCCAUGCUUCGAAGCGUUUCGGAUAUUGCCUCUCAGUCCCAAAGAUCCUACAAGUCCUUGCAAGCCAAGCAGGAUCUGUUGCAAAUUCUUAUUGAACACGAGAGAUCCCGCCUCCGAGUUUGGCUCUUCCCUCUGGAGCCAGAGCGCAAGCACCAUAUGCCCUCGAUCGGAGGGAAGAAUGCUGCAGAGGGUGCCGCAUCUUUCCUACGACUUGCGUGGGCUGAGAGUCCCGGCCUGGCUAUUCAACUUGCUGCCCGGUUCCCGUCGCCGAAGAUGCAGCAAGAUGUUCGAUGGCUUAUCAUGAACUUCCCCGAAAAGGCCAUCACUGAAGCCAGUGCCCUCGAAAUCAUGUUCGACUCCUCUUUGCCAUCUGAUGUCAAUUUCCAACUCAAGUAUUUGCUGUAUUGGGCGCCUGUCAAUCCCACCGAAGCCUUGACAUACUUCUUGCCUGCUUAUGGGAACCAUCCAUUCAUUCUGCAAUACGCGAUGCGCGCCCUAGAAAGCCACUCCAUGGAUGUUCGGUUCUAUUUCGUCCCUCAAUUAGUCCAGGCCCUGCGAUACGAUGCUCUGGGAUACGUUGAGCGUUAUAUCCUCGAAACUGCGAAGCUAUCACAGCUGUUCGCGCAUCAGGUGAUUUGGAACAUGAAGGCAAACUCCUACAAGGACGAGGAUUCCCAAAUUCCGGAUCCUCUCAAGCCGACACUCGACCGCUUCCUGGAUAACUUGAUCGCGAGCUUCUCUGUCGAGGAGCGCAUUUUCUACGAACGAGAAUUCUCCUUCUUCAGUGAGGUUACCGGCGUCUCUGGCAAGCUUCGUCCUUACAUCAAGAGAAGCAAGCCCGAGAAAAAGGAGAAGAUUGAGGAAGAGCUGCGCAAGAUCAAGGUCGAAGUCGGAGUCUAUCUCCCCAGUAACCCCGACGGCGUGGUUGUUGGAAUCGAUCGGAAAUCCGGCAAGCCGCUUCAAAGUCACGCAAAGGCGCCUUACAUGGCUACUUUCCGUAUCCAAAAGACUCGACCCCGUCUAGAGGCCAAGGCCGCUGCCCUGGUCCACGAGGCCAACCACCAGCGCCAGGUAUCGGUGCGCGCGAAGGAAGCUGAGCAAGAGACAUAUGAAAUCUGGCAGUCGGCCAUCUUCAAGGUCGGCGAUGACUGCCGCCAAGAUAUGCUUGCCUUGCAGAUGAUCGCAGCUUUCCGCAGCAUCUUCUCCAGCGUUGGUCUCGACGUCUGGGUCUUCCCGUACCGAGUCACAUCCACCGCGCCUGGAUGUGGUGUGAUUGACGUGCUACCCAAUUCAAUUUCCCGCGACAUGUUGGGCCGCGAGGCAGUCAAUGGUCUUUACGAUUACUUCGUGUCCAAAUACGGCGGCGAAGACUCAAUUCGUUUCCAAGAAGCACGCACCAACUUCGUCAAGAGUAUGGCCGCAUACUCUGUAAUCUCAUACCUGCUCCAAUUCAAAGAUCGACACAACGGCAACAUCAUGGUCGACGACGCAGGACACAUCAUCCACAUCGAUUUCGGCUUCUGUUUCGACAUCGCACCCGGUGGCGUCCGAUUCGAGCGCGCUCCUUUCAAAUUGACCUCCGAGAUGGUGGCCGUCAUGAGCGGCACCCACAAUCCCGCGCAUCAUCCUAGCGGAACUUCGGGUAUCAGCUUGCCGGGACAUAACUCGCACAACCCGACCAAUACACAGCCCUACCGCUGGUUCGAGUCUCUGGUCGUCAAGGCAUUCCUGGCCUCGCGUCCCUACUGUACUAAACUGGCCCAUAUCGUGUCUUUGAUGCUUGAUAGUGGUCUGCCUUGCUUCAAGCCUGAGACACUGAGUAAUUUCCGUGCUCGAUUUGUUCUUGAGAAGAAUGAGCGCGAUGCUGCGGAGUACAUGCGGGAUCUUGUUCGCAAGUCUUACAUGAGCGUUUCUACUAAGGGAUACGAUCAGUUCCAGCUCAUGACUAACGGUAUUCCCUACUAA